Cantharellus anzutake is the source of this 1202-nucleotide messenger RNA. RefSeq lists its product as uncharacterized. The coding region runs from base 204 to 1202 and encodes 332 amino acids. The transcript is spliced from 2 exons. The record is from RefSeq and is a predicted model, not a curated record. Lineage: Eukaryota; Fungi; Basidiomycota; Agaricomycetes; Cantharellales; Hydnaceae.
GGCCAAUGAAAUCCAUGUGGCUUUAAGACCGAUUAGUUCGAUUAUUGAGUUCUCCUCGGAUGGCACGGGUAUCCCUCAGUUCUACCAUGCGACAAUGAAGGAAUUCAUCACUGGUUACCCUAUUGGUGAUGAAAAUGACCAGGAAUUCUUUAUCAAUGACAAAAAGGGGUAUUUUCUCGCAUUGCCGCUCCUCCGGUUCAUAGAUGGGCUCAUUAGACAGAAUGAACUUGACAUCCCCUGUCAAUUAUGUUGUAAACUACUUGUUUGACCACUUGGACCCCUCGCAGCUCCUCCUGCAGCAACCCAAUGAACUGCACAACGAGUUCAACCACUUCCUCACAAAGAAUCUACUCUCAUUUGUUGCAAUGUGUGGAAAAUUGAAAGUCCUGGAUGAGCUACUCCAACAUAAGGAUCAUGGUUCCCUCCAGCUGCUGACAGAAGCCAAGAUGGCAUUGGGCUUCUUAGGCAUCCAUGGUGCAAAUAUGGCAUUUUCUUGGCCUCCCGACCAAUCCAGCAGGCCUCCAUUCUUCCCUUGGCACCUCUACCGAUCCGUUCUUCCCUUUUCCCCAUCAUCUUCCCUGCUUUUCCAGUGGUAUCGUCAUCUUUCUGACCCUGUCAAGGUCUUCAGUAUCACCGGAGAGUUUUCCGGCCAUUCUAUUCCUCUAAGUGAUAACGCACUCCGCACUUGGAAAAUUAUGGAAGGGAAGCUCAGGAAGCCAAAGGAGGUUGGUUUCAGAGCCGAAUUUCUUCCCCAUGAUGUUCGCAAUGGUGUUGCGGUUUGUGCAACGCUCUCUGCAGAUGGCCGUUACAUUGCACUUGGCUUUGGAAGCAGUGCCAUCGAGAUCGCUGAUAUUGAUGGCCAGUGCACUAUCUUCCAACAGUGGGAUAUGACCGAACCUCCGUCUUGGAUUGAGUUCGUCUGUGGUAACACCCAAAUUGCGACCGAGGAUAUUAGAGGGAACAUAGUCAUCCUCGGCCAUGGCCCCCAGCCUGUGAAGGUUGGUUCCAUCCCAAAUGACAAUCUCUCUGUCAUCACUGCGGUUGCAGAUAACGGAUCAUUCAUUGUUCGAGUUUCACCAAAACAUUGGCACAAAAACAUCGAAAUCCUUCAUGUUUUGGAACAGCCAUCUAUCCAGUAUCUUACCUUCCCCAACAUAUCAUCUCCCCCCGGUCAGCCAUUCUUCACCGUCACGCGCUUCUAA